UCGCCAAAUGUUCACAAAUUGAACUUCCAUUUUUCACGUGCAUUUGUUUUUGUUUGGACUCUCAAAAUAACACUCAUCCUCUGCUAAAAUAGAACAAAAAGCACGAUAAACACAAUUCCCAUGAGUCGAGAGUUCCAGUCAGAGUUCUUGUCUUACGUUCAAAGGACGGCGCAAUCUGGAGAAGAAAAGAGUGAUUCUAAAGGGGAGAAAGCUCAUCCUGAAGUCACUAGACCUGAAGACUCAAAAAUAAAUUUACGAUCAAAAGAAGCUGAUUCGGAUUACAGGCGUGGUAGAGGGACACUUAAGGACGAGACUGUGUGCAUAUCAAGGGAAAGACGGUCAAGAUCAAAUGAUACCAUAACUGUGAAGAAUAAACGAGGGAAAUCUCGAAGAAGUGCAAGUCCUGUUAUGUCAAGUCCAAGUGGUAGCAAGGAAAGCCCAGUAUCACCUGUAGAGACACUUCUUGCUAACAGGCCUAAGAGAAUCAUCAUUCCAAAAGCCCUUGAAUCCACAGCGGGUCUGUCGAGGAUCGAAGAAAAAGAACUGAACAAAGCCCUCUACGCAUCACUACAAGAAACACGCUCCCCCGAUUCAAGAUCUCAAUCGCCAAAUCCAGUUGAAAGUCAUACAUUCCAAGAAUUUAAAAACGCCACAAUUGAUUCAAGAUUUAUCUCGCAUUCUCCAGCCAGAAACAUUGAAUCAUCAGAAAUGCCUGGUGUUCCAAGGAAAUCACUCUCCAGGCAUUGUAAAUCUGAGACAACCCCUGUAAAGCUCUCUCCCAGUAGGGAUAAUUCUGAUCCCCUGCAUAUGAAGGAUGACCCAGUGCGACAUGGGUACUCAACGCCAAAAGAUAAAAUGAAAACAGAGGCUGGGAAAUCUGGGAAUGAGUCAGAUGGCGCAGCUAAGAAGUCAUAUUUCAGAUCACCACUGAUCCAUGCCCAGCGGAAGUUCGCUCAGGGGUCAUCACGUCCAUGUAGCCCUAGUACGACCCCCAGGAGCCUCACCCCCAGGAACCUGACCCCCUCUACUACCCCUCAGAAGGCCAUGGCAACCCCAGGGAAUGUAUCUAACAGCAGCAUCAAUACAUCUUCAAAGUUGAUCAAUACAGCUGAUUUCCUAACAUUCUUAUGUUUGAGAGGUACAGAUGCACUACCCAAACACUUGGACUUCACCGACAUGAUUUUUAACAACGAAUCUGUGGUAGACACGCCUCCACCUAGCAGGAAAUCUAGUGGCCACAAACGGCGCUCACGACAAGGUUCUCCUGCAACCUCUAAGAGCAGUAGUGAUAUAGGCGACCUCAGUGAUUUGGGGGUUAAGCCAUUGUCUGUCAGAAGUGGAUCGGGUCACUCAAGUCCUGCUAGAAAAUCCAAAAGAGGGCGCUCACCAAAAAUGCCAGAUCUUAUUCCUGUGACCCCACCAAAAACCAUUAGAAAGAGCUCGAAUCCCCCUGAUUUACAACCUGUCUACCCCAUGGAUGUUGAAAAAUCUAGCUCAUCUUCAGCAUCAAAGUCGCCACCAAAAUCACCGAGAAUGGCGAAGACUGUGCAGAAAUUAAAAGAAAAACUAAAAAGAGUAAAGAUGCAUCGUGAAAGGGAAAAACUGAAGAAGUUAAAACUGAAAGAAAAGACAGUCAGUCAAAAGCGGAAACAUUUAAUAGAAGAAUGUUUUGCAAGUGACAGUGAUCAGGAAAUUAUAUUCAAAAAGAGAAAGAAACAUAGAAUAAGUGAGUCACAAUCCAGAGGCAAAGAUAAACGAUCACGUUCACCUACAAAAUCAGGGUUAAUGAAAUCUCAGAAAUUGUCAAAAUCGCUUAGUAGUGACACUGAUGAGUCAAAAUCCCUACAAUCGAGGGAGAAUUCUCCUUCUAAACAGAAGAAAUUGUUACAACUAGAUAUUGUAAAAGCAAAGUCAAAACUAAAACUGAAAAAAAUCCCUAAAAACCACAAAAUCUUCUGA
Owenia fusiformis is the source of this 1959-nucleotide messenger RNA. Lineage: Eukaryota; Metazoa; Annelida; Polychaeta; Sabellida; Oweniidae. The record is from the annotation of a GenBank genome assembly.